Molecule: messenger RNA, 5038 nt
Organism: Carassius gibelio (silver crucian carp)
Lineage: Eukaryota; Metazoa; Chordata; Actinopteri; Cypriniformes; Cyprinidae
Product: beta-galactoside alpha-2,6-sialyltransferase 1
Exons: 8
Coding region: 334-1842 (502 amino acids)
Molecular function (GO): sialyltransferase activity
Source: RefSeq, a predicted model, not a curated record
CUUCCACUAGAGACACCAGACUGAAAGAUCACCGCACCAGCUUUGUCUGUCCAUAUUAUUAUGCAGUAACUUAUAUAAACAUGGCGGUUUGUCAGCAUGCAUCAUCGCGAUAUGAUCAUCUAUAUACAGAUUUCAAGUCGUAGUUCAUCUCUUCGAAAGGGAAAAAUCGGGAUUUUAGGUUAUUAUACUAAGGCAUUAUAUAUACAUUAUAUAUUUUUAGUAUAGGUUACAAUAUAGCUUAUUUGAAACGUUAUGCAUAAAAUAUCUAAAAAGCCAAUAUCGGGCACUGAAAGAAACUGACUGAACUAACCAAGAAAAAAGCGUCAGAAAAAUAUGGGAUACAAGAUCCCAGGAGCUGCCAUGGAUCGAGUUAGCCAACUUUGGCGGUUGAGGCGCCGGGCCCGUCGAGGGGCCCUGUGCAUGGCGCUGUUCUGUAUGACUAUGGCUCUCCUUUACACCUUUUGUGCUGAAAACAGCAUACCUGUCACAGAUGCCAUUUUCGGGGUGAAGGCGAGAACUCGAGCUCAGCCAAGAACGCACACAAUUGUUAAGGUACUGCGGGGAACAGGAGGGUCAAAACCCAUGUAUUCUGACCCUCAAAAGCUUCCAGGUGUUAUUCCUGGAGAUCCUCAAAAGCCUAUUCCCAUCCUGUCGUCUUCUAACUACUCAAUGGAGAGCGGUACUAAGGAACGCAACCUCAGGGGCAAACGAAGAGAGCAUGGGUUAUUUUACUGGCUUCUAUCACAACCACUGAGGCGUGCUUUAGAGACUAUUUUUGGAGGCCGACGGAGAGGAGAUUUGGGAGCCACAAGUGUGGAUACUGUUAUUUUUGGGCCUAAUGGAGCACUCGGAAAGGUCUGGAAUGAAGAGAUGUCAAGUAGCAUGCUAGGAAAAAGGCUGAGGAAGGUGGUCCAGAAUUAUCAGGCAAUGAAUAAAUAUGGAGUUCGUUACUCUAGACCUGAGAGUGCAGCACGCCGUUCUAAACUCAGUGGCCCUGAACUUCUUUGUCAAAUCAAGAAUACGGUUCAGAUUGCAACUCUAACACCAGAUAUGGAGCCAUUUUCUGGGUUUCCUUGGGCCUCUCAGUUACCUCCACGGCAAAUUAAUGCUGAUAUCGGCCCGUUCAAGACCUGCGCAGUGGUGUCAUCUGCAGGUUCUCUCAAAAACUCUGGAUUAGGAAAGGAAAUAGAUGAACAUGAUGCUGUAAUGCGGUUCAAUGCUGCACCAACAACAGGCUUUGAAAAAGAUGUGGGCUCUAAAACAACAGUGCGUCUGAUCAAUUCCCAGGUAAUGUCUUCUGAAGAUUACCAUUUCCUCUCCAGUAAUUUGUACAGUGCUGGGAUUUUAGUGAGCUGGGAUCCAGCCCCUUUUUCCUCUGAUUUACGGGAGUGGUUCAACAAGACAGAUUACCCUAUAUUUAAACAGUAUCAGCGAUAUCGACGCUUACACCCUCAACAGCCAUUUUAUAUUCUGCACCCACGAAUGGAAUGGCAGCUGUGGCAGCGAAUACAAGACAAUAUGGUGGAGACGAUACAAAAAAACCCACCCUCAUCAGGCUUGUUGGGCACAGUUUUAAUGAUGUCCCUGUGUGAAGUGGUACAUGUUUACGAGUUCCUGCCUUCGCGACGGAAAACCGAGCUGUGCCACUACUACCAGCGCUUCAGUGAUGCAGCCUGCACCCUAGGUGCCUACCACCCUUUACUCUACGAGAAGAACCUGGUAAAGAGGAUGAACAAGGGGUCUGACCAUGACAUUUACACUCAUGGCAAGGUCACUCUCCCUGGGUUCAUGACCUUUGACUGCACCAACAGUUCCAAUUCCAGCUCUCUGUCAAAGAAAUAAUCUGAGGGUAAAGUGUUUUACUUGGUACACUUUCAGAACGUAACAGUAAAGUGCAUAACUUAGUCUACAACUGUAACAAGUAAAGUCUGGUUUUUGAGUGAGAUCAAGAGUUGGUUCACUGGUGGAAAAUAACAACAUAACACACUAACGAUUGCUUCCUGAAGGGAACUGAAUUCACACUGACACAAAAUGCUGAAAAUAGUGGCAAGUUCUGUAUAUGUGUAAACUACUCUCCAUCAUUCGUUAACUUAUCCCAUAGUGGUAAAUUCACACUGUUUGCUGUUAACUUACAGAAAAAGAUCUCAAUGCCACUUCUCUGCCUCUCAUUUGAGAUGCAACCACUCAAAAUGACUUUCAAGCACUGGCUGACACAUUACAGCACUGAUAUCAAAAGAACUGGAAUUUACAAUCUAACAAACAUACAGAUUAUUAGACAAGAACGUAGCCAAUAUUCUGUCCAUAAACAUGUAGCGUGCAAAACUCUUGUCCAAAGCUGGCCUGCUGAUUCCAUAAUGUGCAGGUUUUCAAUUUAUGCAACGCAAUCCUAACACAUCAUCCAUGCAAUAUUGUUAAUGAUUUGCCAGCAGACACAUGCCAUUAGCAAAAUAAUGCUUUAAAUGUAUGUAUUUUAUGAAAGCUGUAUUUCAAGGCCUGGAGAUCUGUAUGCAUUCAGUAUUUACACUGUGACGCCUUUCCUCUCACAGCACUCUGUAACCAGUUGUAGGGCCGUGGAGAACGUCCUCGCAUGCUUUACUGAAAUUGCACUAUAUCAUACCUUUGGUAAACCUGUAUUUAGUUGUAUUUAUGAACUUACCGAGAAGAAAACACAGAAUGUGCAUGUUUGUCCUGUUUUAUACAGAUCUGAAUUCAGUUUAGGUUCUUAAAACAUGAAAGCUAACACCCUUAUGCAUUUCGAAGAGAAAAAGGUGUUUAUUUUUCAUAGUAUUAUUUGAUUCUGUUCAGAUGAAUCCUGAAUGAUGCGAGACAGGGUCUUUCAAUAUUCAUAUAUUAAUUAGUCUAAAGGUUAACAUGAAAUUGCUUGUAAAAUCAAACAACUUUUUGGUCAACACAAAUGGUUUGAUGUUGGCUUUACAGUAGAAUUGUGAAUCUUAAAUGUGAAUUGAGUAAAAACGUAUUAUUUUACAUUUCAACAUUUUAAAGCUUAUAUUCUCUUUCAUGUAAAUGGGUAAUUUGUAGCAUACAGCAGAUUAAUAUUAUGAAUAUAUAUAUAUAUAUAUAUAUAUAUAUAUAUAUAUAUAUAUAUAUAUAUAUAUAUAUAUAUAUAAGAGUUAUCAACUUAGCAUAGAAUGUAUUUUUGCUCUGACUACAAAUAACUGUUUGUAAUUUAUAAAACUAUGCUACUGUCCGCAAACUGGACUGCUUCAAGUAUAAUUCAUCAUGUAAAAUAACUUUUGUCAUGUUUUACAUGGGUAAACCAAUUCAGACUGAUCAAACUAAUCUGGGCUAUGCACAUGUAAACAAAUGUUAUAUGUAUAGAUGUUUUAAAUGUUUCUCUGAUGCAAUGGUUUUUCAAGAAUCUUCCCUUUAAGCAUUCUGAUUUACUCUCUGUUGAAAUUUAAAUGCCAAAGUUGUUGUGUACACAUACUAAUGAUUCAAAUGAACUGUUGGACUCGAUAGACUGUGAUAAGAUUGUAAAAUGAAGCAUAAUUUAGCAGAACCUUUGUGCUUUUUUGGAUAAUAUGUUACUUGGAUGACAUCUGAUGUCCUUGUUUUACAGCAUGAUGGGAACAACCACUUAUUUAUUAUAUGUUACUGGAACACAUACAAAUUUAUCUUAGUCUGGCUUAAAGGGAAACUCCACCCAAAAAUGAAAACUUUGUCAAUAAUCACUUACCACCAUGUUGUUCCAAACCUGUAAAAGCUUUUUUCAUCUUCAGAACACAAUUUAAGAUAUUUCGGAUGAAAACCGGGAGGCUUGUGACUGUCCCAUAAACUGCCAAGUAAAAUACAGGUUCAAGGUUUAGAAAAGUCAAUCUGCCAUCAGUGUUUCCACCCUAACGUUAUGAAGUGACGAGAAUACUUUUUGUACGUGAAAUUUUUAUUUUAUUUAUUUAUUCAACAAUUUGUAUCCUCUGUGUGUCUCCGCAUCACCGUAGAGCCAUUUUGGAGAAUAUCUGCUGAAUGCAAGCAGCUUAUGCUAUUCUGUGUCAAGGAUACAUUUCUAUGUAUAUUUACACUUUGAUUUGAACGAAAACAGCGCAUCUGUGCAACUCGACUGACUCAAAAUAGCAUACGCUGCUUGUGUUCAGCGGAUAUUCUCCAAAAUGGCGCUACAAUGAUGCGGAGACAGAGGAUACAAAUUGUUGAAUAAAGUCAUUAUUUAAGUUUUAUUCACGUACAAAAAGUAUUCUCGUCCCAAUCAUUAUGUUACAAUUUAAACACUGAUGACAGAUGGACUAUUCUGUCGAUGUCUUUCUUACUUUUCUGGACCUUGAUAGUGUAAUUUACUUGUGUACUAGUGUAAUGGGACUUUCAAAAACCUCCCGGUUUUAAUUGAAAAAAUCUUAAAUUGUGUUGUGAAGACGAACUAAGCUUUAAUGGGUUUGGAACUAAAUGGAGGUAGGUGAUUAAUGAUAAAAUUUUCAUUUUGGGAUGGGGCAUCCUGUUAAUGCAUGGUUCACAAGGCUAUUACUGGCUAAACAAGUUGGACAUUGUGUGUUCUUUAAAGGCGAACAUGGAUAUCUAGCUCUGUUGACUUGCUGGUGUAACCUGAGAUCUGACUAACAAAUCUCAUUACGAAUGGCACUGAUGUAUUAAAAAAAAAAUCAGUUUGGCUGGUUCACAAUUACAAGUGUCUGGAAAUACCUGUGUGCCACCAUAACUUUGUCAAGCAUCACUGUUUCAAUUUAUAUGCUCUAUGCAGUUCUGCACAGUAGCAUCUUCUAAGUGUAAUGUGAUCAAUUCUAUAAGCUGGCAAAGACAAACUUGUUUCCCAAAACAAGAAUUAAUUUAUAAAAUAGGCACUUCUGCAACUGGUAUCAUGAACAUACAAUGUCAAUUAUUGUACUGCUUUAACCUUAAUUAUAUUAAAUUUGUAAAUUAAUUUGAAGUAUUAUUACAAUUCAACAUGUACAUAUUCUUAAGCAACAUUAUAUGGCUCCUGGCAAACUUACUGUAAUAACCCUGCUUGUCAUAUUGGCACUUCACUGAUACAAUUAAAAGACUUACAAACCAA